GCCAACUCUACAGCAGUCAGACAGUUCCAGUCAAUCAGUCAAUCAGGCGAAACCCCUCCAUAAAUUCUACAACCCCUAAAAAAGUUACUUGCCCGUUUUCCUUUUUUCCUUUGCCGUACCUAUUACCGUCGCCCUAUUGUACAUGUUAAAGAUUUAAUUUAUUAUAGGUACUUAGGUACCUACAGAUCCCAUAAACCGAAACAUUGACCUGGUCAACGUUCAGAUCUUUGACCAUAUUCAAUUAAUUGAUGAUCAACCUAACUCAAAAGUCCCUCCUAAGUUAGAAGAAGGGAAAAAAUUAACAAAUUGACAUUAUUGCUUCUUCCUCAGCCACAUUUUUAUUUUUAAUUCCUUCUUUGUUCUUCCCCCUUUUUUUAUAUAUCUUUUUACCUAUCUGCCCGCAUUUCCAUCCCUUCUCAAUUAGCUAUCAGUAAUUAAUCCAUUAUCCAUCAUUAUCGUAACCACCGAUAAGGAAACGCCUCUCCCUCCCCCCCCCCCCCCUUUGGAUACCUAAAUACCUGAAUACCUAAAAUACUAUCUCCUCUUUUAACCAACUCGAACCCGUCUCCGACCUUUUUGUUGCGCGACCCUUCACCGACAUCCUCCUAUUCCUCCUCUUUGACUUCUAAUUUAUAGACCAGUCAUUAGGGGAACUGUUGGAAAAUGUCGUGGAAGCUUACAAAGAAAUUAAAGGAUACCCAUCUGGGGCCGCUUGCGAAUACCUUCUCCCGAAAUCCCUCUACGUCUACAAUCACGGAAAAGGAUGAAAAGAGUCCCAUCCCAACAUCCUCCACACCUACUCCCAACGACAAUGCUAUCGCUGCCUCGGAACAAAUGGUACAAGAACCUGUCGUAAAACCUCCGAAGCCCGGUAUUCUCGUCGUAACUCUCCACGAAGGCCAGAAUUUUGCUCUUCCCGAGCAACAUCGCAACGCAUUCUCUCAACAUGGACAGGGCUCCAUGUCAACAGGGAAUGCCCUUACAUCAAGUUCUGUACGACCAGGAUCGUCCCAACGAGCGGUAGCAGGGUCCUACUCGAAUGGCAGGCCCCAAACAUCGGCAGGGGGUUUUGCCGGUAUACCUUCCAACCACGGUCGGAUUUCUAGCAAAUAUCUGCCGUACGCACUGUUGGAUUUUGAUAAGGUCCAGGUUUUUGUCAACUCGGUCUCCGGUAACCCGGAAAACCCCUUGUGGGCUGGCGAUAAUACCCAGUACAAGUUUGAUGUCUCUCGAGUCACGGAGUUGAAUGUACAUAUAUAUAUGCGUAACCCUACCGCACCGCCAGGGUCCGGCCGAAGCCAAGAUAUCUUCCUAGGAGUCGUGCGAAUCAAUCCUAGAUUCGAGGAGAAACGAACCUUCGUCGAGGAUCCCAAGGCCAGCAAGAAGGAUCGCGAGAAGGCCGCGGCCGAAUUCCACGACCGAGAACGUGAGCUAGGGCAUAGUGGUGUUGAUUGGGUUGACGUGCAAUACGGUUCCGGUAGGCUCAAGAUCGGCGUGGAAUAUGUUGAGAACCGGGCGGGCAAGCUUAAGAUUGAUGACUUCGAACUGCUUAAGGUGGUUGGCAAGGGUAGUUUUGGCAAGGUCAUGCAAGUCCGCAAGAAGGAUACCAAUCGAAUCUACGCUCUCAAGACGAUUCGCAAAUCCCACAUUAUCUCGAGAUCCGAAGUCGCCCACACCUUAGCCGAAAGAUCUGUGCUGGCACAGAUUAACAACCCCUUCAUCGUACCUCUUAAGUUCACCUUCCAGUCUCCCGAAAAGCUUUACUUCGUACUAGCUUUCGUCAACGGCGGAGAGCUUUUCCAUCAUCUCCAGAAGGAGCAGAGAUUCGAUAUCAACCGGGCACGAUUCUACACGGCUGAACUGCUCUGCGCCCUCGAGUGCCUACACGGGUUCAACGUUAUCUACCGAGACUUGAAACCCGAGAACAUUCUACUAGAUUACCAAGGUCAUAUCGCUCUUUGCGACUUCGGUCUCUGCAAGCUGGAUAUGAAGGACGAGGACAGGACCAAUACGUUCUGCGGCACGCCCGAAUACCUGGCACCGGAGCUUCUUAUGGGGAAGGGUUAUAAUAAGACAGUAGAUUGGUGGACGCUAGGAGUUCUCCUCUACGAAAUGCUUACGGGUCUCCCGCCAUUUUACGACGAAAAUACUAACGAGAUGUACCGCAAGAUUUUGUCGGAGCCCUUGCACUUCCCCAGCGCAGAUAUCGUGCCUCCUGCGGCCAAGGACCUACUCUCCAAACUCCUCAACCGCAACCCGGAGGAGCGUUUAGGGGCUGCAGGCAGCGCCGAAAUCAAGGCGCAUCCCUUUUUCCACGCCAUCGACUGGCGCAAGCUAUUGCAGCGCAAAUAUGAGCCCACUUUCAAGCCCAGCGUUGCCGACGCUCUCGAUACAAAGAAUUUCGAUCCCGACUUUACUUCGGAAGCUCCGCAAGACUCGUAUGUCGAGGGACCGGUAUUGUCGGAGACAGAUCAACGUUUGUUUGCGGGAUUCAGUUACAACCGACCAAUCGCAGGACUCGGCGAUGCUGGCGGUAGCGUUAAGGACCCGUCGUUCGUUGGCAGUAUUCAAGACAGGCGAUAAGUACGUGAUUAUGCCUUAUCUUGUGGGCCUCUAGGCUACGGCGACGCAACGAAUAUAUGGUCUGAUUCACGAGUGGAAGAUUGACUUACAAGAUGGAAAUUAUUAGAACACACAAGAGGUGUGCGGUUUGUGAGUGGAAACACUGGAUGUGAGAUACACAUGCGGUGAGGGUGUCCUGCGUUGUGUUACUGUUGUUGUUGAGAUAUAUUACCGGAUUAUGGACCAGCCUAGAAGCACUUUUCAUAUGGAGUUUGGCAUGAGUUAGUGACGAUGCCUCCGAGUUUGCACUUUCUGGGAUCUCAAUAGGAGACGACAGCUCUGUAGAUAGUAGAAGAGAUUAAGGCCGAGGAAAAGAUGCCCAUUGCCGAUAUGCCAUUGUAUCAUUCAUUGUUCUGCCCGCUGAAAUACCUCCUAUCUUAGGUACCUGAGGUAUUUCUAUGUUCUCUACCUAGGUAAUAUACUUGAGUAAAAGUGUUCGUACUGCUAAGAAAUAUCGGGUCCUUCUUUUAGGUAUCGGAGCUAUCCGGUACUUAACGACUAAUAGGUAAUGGGUCCGAUAGCACCGACUAUUAUAUCUAUUAUAUAAGGGGUUAACUGGCUGAUAUGUAAUCCGAAAGUGAACAAUAGUGUAAAAACGCCGAGAUUCCCGGGCCCGCCUCACGUGGUUACACUGGAUGGUGAUUUUCUAUAAC
This is a messenger RNA of Daldinia caldariorum, 3275 nucleotides long. RefSeq names its product Pkinase-domain-containing protein. The transcript is spliced from 5 exons. Bases 664 to 2583 code for a protein of 639 amino acids. Gene Ontology annotation, molecular function: ATP binding; protein serine/threonine kinase activity. The record is from RefSeq and is a predicted model, not a curated record. NCBI's taxonomy places the organism in Eukaryota, Fungi, Ascomycota, Sordariomycetes, Xylariales, Hypoxylaceae. Gene Ontology annotation, biological process: protein phosphorylation.